AUGUCAUUAUUUUCAUUACUGAUAAAUGGAGGAUUGAGUGCUGUUGGAGCUGUGAUAUGUUAUCGAUUGAUUUUGACGUAUAUACCGAUUUUUAUUCAGAGGAAAAUGUAUGGAAAUGAUCAGAGUAAGGUGAGACAUUUGGAAAAUUGAAUUUAAUUUAAAAAAAAUGAAAUGUGACGUGGCAAAAAACGUGAAUUAUUUUUCCCUGUUUGCUAGCUGUCAUUUUUAAAUUUUGAUUAAUUGGAAGAGGUUUGAAAAAAUAUUCAUACAAAUCUUCAAGAUUCUCUAUUUUUUUCAGACAAGCAAUGAUCCAGUUCCUGAACCAAUGGGUGUUAUUUGUGCUGCUGUUUAUCUGAUAGUCAUGUUUAUUUUCAUCCCGGUUCCAUUUUUCGAAUGGGUUGGAUCGGAAACCGAAUUCCCAUACGCCAAACUAUUAGCCAUUUUAUCCGGAUUGAUUUCGAUUAGCACGGCGAUUUUAUUAGGAUUCGCAGAUGAUAUGUUGGAUUUGAGAUGGAGACAUAAAUUGUUGUUUCCAACGUUGUCUUCGUUGCCACUUUUGAUGGUUUAUUAUGUUUCGGGUAAGUGGAAUAUUGGGGACUCUUUCCUGGAAUUUUUUGAAACCUAUAUAAAUAUCAUAAAAUUGAGCUAGAUAUAAAAAUCGAGGAUUCGCAGUGACUACGAAACCGCGAUUCAUUAUUUUUAUCCAUAAAAUUGAGCUGGAUAUAAAAAUCGAGAAUUCGCAUUUCUAAUUUUUCAUAGGAUAGGUUAGGCACUAAUGUAUCGAAGUUUGAAAAUUCGUCUGAAAAUUUAAUUAUUUUUUGAAACAGUGAAUACAAAAACCCCAAAUCCGAUUUAUUUUUGCAGGCAAUUCAACAACUGUAAUGAUUCCUGGUCUUCUCCGUCAUCUAAUUCAUCCAUUCUUCGAUCUACCAAUCAGUGUGAAUAUCUCAUUUGUAUAUUAUAUUUUUAUGGGAAUGGUCAUUGUUUUUUGCACAAAUGCUAUUAAUAUUCUUGCCGGAGUAAAUGGAUUGGAAAGUGGACAAUCACUUGUUAUUUCGAUUUCUGUUAUUAUUUUCAAUGUUGUUCAGGUUGGUUAUUUAUUUAUGGAAAUUAUUAAAAGAAUUAUCACUGUGAAAAAUUAUUAUUUUUUGAAACCGAUUUUCCGCAGCUUUCAAAAUUAUUGUAAUAUUUUAUUUUCAGCUGAUUCGAGUCGAUUCUCAAUAUUGGCACCACUUGAUUUCUCUAUAUUUUCUUCUUCCAUUCACCGCUUGUACUGCUAUUUUAUUCCAUUUCAACAAAUAUCCAUCUCGUGUUUUUGUUGGUGACACUUUCUGUUAUUGGAGUGGAAUGACAUUGGCUGUUGUUUCGAUUUUGGGACAUUUCAGCAAAACUCUUAUGGUGUUUUUUAUACCACAGGUAGGUCGAAAGUUUUGGAAAAUUUGGAGGCAAAAAAAGUAACAGGGGAUUUUUUAACUUAAAAAAUCUUGAAAUCCGAAAAUCGAAUAUUUUUCCGUGAACUUUUGUAAACAGAAUUUCGCCAUGUGGAUUUUUCAGCUUUAAAAACCUUCAUACAAAAUGAACAUCAGUUUUCCAUCCCUUAUUUUUUGCAGACCUUCAACUUCAUUUAUUCUCUUCCUCAACUUUUCCAUUUUGUUCCAUGUCCACGUCAUCGAAUGCCAAAAUAUGAUGGAAAAUCGGACACUGUUUCAAUGUCAAAAGCGAUUUUCAAAAAAUCCGAACUCAAAUCGCUUGGAAAAUUAUCACUAUUUAUCUUCAAUUUAGUUGGUCUACUUGAAAAACGAGAAUUUGAAAAAGAUGGAGAAAUGUGAGUUUUUUAUUUAAAUUCUCAUACUAUAGUCUAGUUUAAUUGACAAACACACCAGCAAAAUUACAAACAUCAAUUUUGUGCGAAUACCACGUGCAGAGUUCCGUAAUACGUUUUUAAUGGUUUUACAAUCAGCUCACCACUGAUAAAAACACAAAACGAUGUUUGAAACAGUAAAAAUAGUUAUCAGAGAAAGUGAACGCAGGGUGCGGUUUUGAAAUGAUUUUUUGAGGGGUACUUCCACGCAUGCAAAAAAUAAAACGAUGAACUUUUUUUUAUUAUUUUUCCACGUUUUUAUUUCUUCUCGCCUCAAAACGAAUCUAAUUUGAUCUUGAAGUUUAAUAUCUAUCUAUUUCUGGCAUUUAUUAUUUCAUCGUGUAAACAUCUAUUUAUGAGCCUAUUUUAUAGGUUUUUAGUUUUUUCCCAUCAUCGCUGAUAAGAACAAAAAACGAACUUCCUGAUAUUUUUGCAGCUGGAUCGAGAUCAACAAUUUGACAAUCAUUAAUUUGGUGCUGAAAUUCUCCGGGCCAAUGCAUGAAAGUCGAUUGAAUCAAGUUUUGAUGGGAAUUCAGAUUUCUUGCUCAAUCCUGGCUUUCUUCAUCCGAUUUUAUCUUGCUUCACUGUUUUAUGAUGUGGUUAAUUAA
Caenorhabditis angaria is the source of this 2469-nucleotide messenger RNA. The record is from the annotation of a GenBank genome assembly. NCBI's taxonomy places the organism in Eukaryota, Metazoa, Nematoda, Chromadorea, Rhabditida, Rhabditidae.